AGUUCUGUUUCUGCUUUACAGGAACAAAUUGUUCCCAGAGUCCACUGUCAGGAAUAUUAUGUAUCAGAUUCUUCAAGGCCUUGCAUUCAUACAUAAACAUGGUUUUUUCCACAGGGACUUAAAACCUGAGAAUCUCCUUUGCAUGGGACCAGAACUUGUGAAAAUAGCAGAUUUUGGCCUUGCCCGUGAAAUUAGAUCUAGACCUCCCUACACAGACUAUGUUUCAACACGGUGACAACUUCCAUUGCCACAGAAGAAGCCAAUGUUGACCUCAAACCAAAGAACCGACAUAAAUGGGGCCACAUUAUUGGAACGCUAAAAAGUUCUGAGGAGUGGGAUACUGUGGAAGAGAGUGAUAGGAAGUCUUCCCUCAGCAGAACGGACUUUAAAAACAAAGGGCAGAUUGAUGAUGCUCUUUGUAGAUUUGAAAGUAUUUUGGACCUGAAACCUUCAGCCUGCAUAGGGACGGGAAACAGCGCACCUUCCUACCUGCAACAGGACAUGCCAACACGCCAAGUUUCUGCAGCCAAACAACAUUACUUGAAACAUUCUAGGUAUUUACCUG
Molecule: messenger RNA, 565 nt
Organism: Thamnophis sirtalis
Lineage: Eukaryota; Metazoa; Chordata; Lepidosauria; Squamata; Natricidae
Source: RefSeq, a predicted model, not a curated record